GCGGACGGUCGAUGUAAAAGCCCAGAUUCAGAUAAAGACGAUUCCCGAGGUACCGAAAAUGCGUUCAGAUCGAUGGUAACGAAGCGAAGGCGGGAACGAUGGGAGCCGACGUUAAUGCUAAUUUGUAUCUAGGUGAAACGAAAUACGGUUCGAUGCCGUCGUCGUGCGUAGCCAAAGAGGAGCGAUCGUCGCCGAACGAAGACGUCAAGGAUCCGUUGUUGAACGGAGCCGCCGACGUGGUCAGCGCGGUAGAAAAUCUGGACGUACAGCUGAAGUCGGUUUUGGUGCCGGUGAGGGACCCGGUGACGAAAAAGAUCAAGCACAAGCUGGUGCCUGUCGAGAGCAAAGACGAGACGGGCUUGAACAUAAUCAAAAGCGUGCUGAUCCCGUGCAAGGACGUGUACGGUAGCGAGUGCUACGAGGUCAGGCAGGUUUUCGUGCCGAUCAGACCGGAGCCGACACUGAUGCGGAAUUCGUCGCGCAAGAUCAGGAGCAAACAACAGGGUAAGGCCGGCGAGAACAGGACCAAGAGGCCGGCGAACCAGGAAGACGUGAUGCUGGACGUCCGGAACAUGUGUCGGAUCUGCCAGAUCGUCUACGACACGCAGCAAUCGUUGGACACGCACGUGCGCAGGGUUCACGAGAAGCCGUACCGUUGCCUCCACUGUCACGACGCCUUCAUGUCGAAGAGAGCGUACAAGGAGCACACGAAGACGCACAAGACCAAGACGCCCGUUGGCUGUCCGUUCUGCCAGCAGAGGUUCAAGCGGAUGUUCGGGCUCAGGCAGCAUCAGAUCCGCGUGCACAGCACCAUAGAGCCGAAGUUCGUCUGCGAUCACUGCGGCAAACGUUUCAAGCUGAAGAGCGACAUGUCCCUUCACAUCGACAAGAGUCACAUGAAGAAUCCUGUCCGCGUGUACAAGUUCUCUUGCCAACUUUGCGCCAAUAAGUUCCGGUUCCGCAACGAAUUCGAGAACCAUCUGCGGACGCACAAGAAGAAGGUCUUCGAAUGCGACAAGUGCAAGCGCGUGUUCUCCAAGGCCUGCAGUCUGGCGCUGCACAAGUACGCGAAACACAAGCCCGCCAUGUGCUGCACCAUCUGCGAGAAGAGUUACAAAUAUAGAAACAGCUUCUAUCGGCACGUGCUCACGCAUGCCGGCAUGGGACCUUAUCAUUGCGACGUCUGCAACACGGACUUCGAGAAGAGGACCUGCUUCAUCAACCACAGGAAGACCCAUCCGACGCCGCGACACGGUCGUUCGGCUUCCAUAAUCGCCGAGAUGGUUCAAAGAAUUUUACAGAACAAUUAGUGAGAGUGCACGUGUCGUUUGGGAAUACUCGUUAGAUGUUCAAUGCGUCGUUGAGUCCUCUCUCUCUCUCUUUAUGGGAUCUGUGUUUAGAAGAGAAAAUGUGUUACAAUGAUAAGCUGUAUUUUAAGAAUAAGUAAUACGUAAUAAGUCGCAAAAUACGCGAUCCAUGUUCACUCGUUUGUAUAUAAUAUCGAUUCUUUUGUAGACCAAAUUUCUUUGUGCAUAUGUUUUUCUUUUUUUUUUAUAUAUAGUUUUUGUUAUGUAAAGCAAAACUGUACCUGUGUAUAGCACACUGCGACUGUUUCUGUACAAUUAAGUAAAAUCGAAAGAGUUAUAUUUUUCAUUAAAUAGGUCUAGAACGACCGAGAUAUGUACUUGUUAAUCCUAUAUCUUAUACGAAAGAGUAAUUUUCCAUGAGAAUGUCAUUUGCGGCGAAUUUGAUCUGCAAAAGGGUGAUGCUCGAGAACAAACUGUGUGUGUACAUAGUGAGAGAGAUAUUCGAGCUGUUUGAUCAUUUCGAAAAUCGAUUUAGACGAAUGAAUGUAUUGGCUUGAGUUCGUUAUCCAAGAAUCGGAAUUUUUUUUUACGAUAAUACAGUAAACCAUUCGCAUAGGUUUAAGUGUCCGCCAAGGAUAACUGUCUGUUGUGCUACGAUUAUACAUACUAGGCUGUUAGAAUAGUUGUGUAAAUUUUUUCUUCAGCUAAUACGAUAUUUUAUCUUUUAUCAUUUCGCUGUUCUGUUAUCGAUACUUAAAUUGAUAAUAAUAAUAAUAAUAAUAAUAAUAAUUUUUUAUCUAUUUCAAAAUUAUGAAGAGCAAAGAAUUUAUAAAAGAAGGUGAAGAGAACGGAAGAGAUUCUUCUUCAAAUUGCAGUUUGCAUGGCGAAUGCGUGCGUGUCGGUUAUAAAAAAGGAGAGUACAAGACUUCCGGAUUUAUUAUCGUAUAAAGAUCAUAACUUCGAUUUACUUCCAAAUGUUUUUUGGGCUCUUCAAUUAAUGGAAAUAUCGAUUUUUGGUUCGUAAAUUAACAUUCAUUAGUUCUCAUGUAUCAUAUGUAUUGAUAUUUCUAUUGUUAAGUAUUCAGCUGUAAUUCUCGCGAGAUCAUUGUUGAACUACAUUAAAUAAUGUACUAUACAAGAAGAA
Megalopta genalis is the source of this 2451-nucleotide messenger RNA. RefSeq names its product zinc finger and BTB domain-containing protein 41. The record is from RefSeq and is a predicted model, not a curated record. Lineage: Eukaryota; Metazoa; Arthropoda; Insecta; Hymenoptera; Halictidae.